Molecule: messenger RNA, 1114 nt
Organism: Theobroma umbraticum
Lineage: Eukaryota; Viridiplantae; Streptophyta; Magnoliopsida; Malvales; Malvaceae
Product: sphinganine C4-monooxygenase 2-like
Biological process (GO): lipid biosynthetic process
Molecular function (GO): iron ion binding; oxidoreductase activity
Source: RefSeq, a predicted model, not a curated record
CUUCGUGGACCCCUUGAGCAACUCUCUCUUAGUUAUAAGUUGAAGAGGGGGAGGUUCAAAAUUUUUAUAUGUGCUUUUUGUUUUGGUUUUCCAAAGGUUGUGUAGUGUGAUAAUAUGGCUUCUUUGGGGAUAUCUUAUGACAUGGUGCUGGGCAGUUUGAUGCCAGUUGUUGUGUACUGGGUUUAUGGAGGAAUGUACAUGGCUUUAGGGUCCUGUGACAAUUACAGAUUGCAUCCCAAGGAAGACGAGGAUGAGAAGAAUUUUGCUUCCAAAGAGACAGUCAUCAAAGGCGUCCUUUGGCAACAAUUCCGUCAGUUCAUUGCGACGAACCUCUUGUAUAUGAUGACAGGAGGAAGUCACGCCGGGGCUUCGUCAGGGCAGCCACCUUCCCUUACUGUUAUAGCUAGACAGUUUGUUGUAGCUAUGCUGGUUUUCGAUACUUACCAAUAUUUUCUUCACAGAUACCUGCACCACAACAAGUUCUUGUACCGUCACCUCCACUCCAAGCAUCAUCGGCUGGUUGUUCCCUACCCAUUCGGUGCUAUCUACAGUCAUCCGAUCGAAGGGUUUCUCUUUGACAUCCUCGGUGGGUCGUUGGCUAUUUUCCUCUCCGGUAUGUCUCCUCGAACCUCAGCCUUUUUCUCCUCCUUCGCCGCCAUGAAAUCAGUGGACGACCACUGCGGGUUGAUGCUCCCUGGGAAUCCCUUCCACAUCUUCUUUGAGAACAACACCGCCUACCAUGAUCUCCACCAUCAGCUUUACGGUGGCAAAUACAACUUCUCCCAACCGUUCUUCGCCAUGUGGGAUCGAAUUCUGGGGACACACAUGCCUUAUUCGCUUGAGAAAGGAGAAGAAGGAGGCUUCGAGUUGAGGCCUGCCAAAGAGUGCAAGAACGAUUGAUUGAGAAAUUGCUAUCCGUAGCCCUCCACUCUUUUCUACUUUUUUGUUUGUUGCGCAGAGUAGCUUCACUUGGGAUAAGAACUCUGAUUUGUCAUGAAAAUUGCAAGGAGAAUAAAUGGUUGGUUUUUUAUAUUAAAAAUCACUGUCUAUUCGAGAGUAUGUGUACAAGGUAAGAACCGGAUGUGAAACUAUGAAUUUACUACUAUUUUGUGAA